Molecule: messenger RNA, 4357 nt
Organism: Scomber scombrus (Atlantic mackerel)
Lineage: Eukaryota; Metazoa; Chordata; Actinopteri; Scombriformes; Scombridae
Gene: sox4b
Product: SRY-box transcription factor 4b
Exons: 1
Coding region: 485-1726 (413 amino acids)
Biological process (GO): cell differentiation; anatomical structure morphogenesis; positive regulation of transcription by RNA polymerase II
Molecular function (GO): DNA-binding transcription activator activity, RNA polymerase II-specific; RNA polymerase II cis-regulatory region sequence-specific DNA binding
Source: RefSeq, a predicted model, not a curated record
UCUAAGAGAGGGAACAGGGCUGAUGCAGAGAAAAGCACUUACCACUGUACUUGGGAGCGCUUUGUAAAUGUCCGAGCGCACAGUGUGGCACUCAGUCUGCGCUCUGCAGCUACAUAGACUAUGUUCAGUCACCGCAAGGCUGAAUUGAUUUUAUAACAAAGAAGGAAGAAACUGUGAGAGACCGAUUACAGGGUACCUACACAUUGGAGAGUGGGCUAUGUUGUACUCUUUAACACUAACAGAACCUGGAAAUUAAACUUAAAAAAACACAUCUAGCCUUUUUAAGGCUACACUGGACUGAACUGUUCUCGAGUUAACUGCACAUCUCAGGAGUGAAUUAUUUCUUGCGCCUUUUUAAAAAAAACUCAGCUCCAACUGUGAAGAGGGGGAGAAAAGAGCUGAGUUUGCUUUAAAGUGAAUCGGAGGACCAAGGAGAGGGAGAGAGAAAGAGCAAGUACUUUGCUCUCCCACAUAACUGGACAGCAUGGUGCAGAAAAUGAGCCACACAGAGAGCACCGCCGAGGCGCUGUCCUUUUUUGCCGGGGACUCGAGUUCCGACUCCGGAGCAUGCAUGGAUAUGGACCCGGCAGCCUCACCUCUCUCCCCGGACUCUACAGCCUCUUCGACUGCCGGGGACAAACUAGGAGAAAACCCGGCAUGGUGUAAAACUCCCAGCGGCCACAUCAAGAGACCCAUGAACGCAUUUAUGGUGUGGUCACAGAUAGAGAGGAGAAAGAUUAUGGAGCAGUCUCCUGACAUGCACAACGCCGAGAUCUCCAAAAGACUGGGGAAGCGAUGGAAGCUGCUCAGAGACAGCGACAAGAUCCCCUUCAUCAGAGAGGCGGAGCGGCUCAGACUCAAGCACAUGGCGGACUAUCCCGACUACAAGUACCGGCCGAGGAAGAAGGUAAAAUCAAGCGCCUCCAAGCCUGGUAGCAAUGGGGACAAGGGAGAGAAACUCAACAGUAGCUCUAACAACACCAGCACUAAGACAUCCUCAUCUUCGAGGAAGAAUGGAUCCAAAUCACCCAGCAGCAGCAAAACCCACAAAUCACUUUUCGGGAGCAGCAGCAGCAGUAGCACCAAAGCAUCAACGUUUGCCUCUGAGCACUCAUCAGAGCACCAUCACAACUCUCUCUACAAGUCAAAAUCAGUCUCCUCCGCAGCCAAGCAGAUACCGGAUGGCAAGAAGCCCAAGCGGGUGUACGUCUUCAGCAGCAGCGGGGCCAGCUUGAGCCUUAGCCCCGCUUCCUCCGUCGCUGUCCCGGCCAGCCCCACACUCAGCAGCUCGGCGGACUCCAGCGACCCUUUGAGCCUGUAUGAGGACACGGCCAGCGGCAGGGAGGAAGGAGGCGAGUCCCCCGGCAGCAGCGGCAGCCCGGGCGGCUCCUCAGAGCGCCACGGCCAGCACACAUACAGCAGUCGGCGGGCUUCCUCACCGACUCCCUCCGGCUCUCACUCCUCCGCCUCGUCCUCGUCCUCUUCUUCGGAGGAUGAAGAGUUUGAGGACGACUUACUCGACAUUAACCCCAGCCCAAGCUUUGAUAGCAUGUCGUUGGGGAGUUUUAGCUCCUCGGUGCUGGACAGGGACUUGGAUUUGAACUUUGAGUCUGGCUCCGGGGGCUCCCACUUUGAGUUCCCCGACUACUGCACGCCCGAAGUCAGCGAGAUGAUCUCCGGGGACUGGCUGGAAUCCACCAUCUCCAACCUGGUGUUCACAUACUGAGUGUGCUGAAGGUAAAACAAAAGCAAACUACAGGUAGCCUAGUGUCCUGCAAGCAAAGAUAUGACCACAAACAGAACCAGGGGUCUGUGGUGCAGUGGGCGUAAUAGUUUGUGUUCUAACUACACCAGACUAGUAAAAACCCCACUGAAACUAGACCCCGUCCCUUCUCGGCCAUAUAGACAAGAGUUGCAAGUCCUGGGAAAAGCUCAACUUUGAAGCGAAUAACUUGCUUUUUGCAGGCUACUUUUCUUUGGAUGUGUGGACUGUGGGACUUGGUACAACCACGAAAAAGUGGUGGGAGUGCAAAACAAGAGAAGAGAAGGAGAGAAAAUGAGAGACUGGCUGGGUUUCCUGUUAGUGAAACGCUCAGUCCUGGACUGUUUUGAACUGAACAACUUAACUGUGAUUGAUUUGCACGUUAUGCGGUCCGCCGUUCACUUAAUCAAUGUUGUUGCUGAUUUUAGAAAAGGGACAUUUCACAACUUUUUACCGUUCGCCAAGUGAAUUUCACCACUAAAGGUACAGAAAUAGGACUGUCGCGCGACAUUUUUACUGUGGUGUGUCACCGAGAGGGAUUUUUAAUGAAACCGAGGUGGGUUGAUGUUUUUUUUAAAAGUCGAAUAUUUUCUCAAAAGCAAAAAACAUGUUAAGCAUGAUAGCUUACUUUGUUCCUAUCUUGUGCUGAGAUUUUCUGUGAGACUGUCAAGCAGUUUAAAAACUAGUAUUAGGGUUAUUUAAAUGGAUAGGUGGCGCUCGCUUCGGUUCUUCUCUUUAAAAAAAGGACAUUGAAAUAAUCACCAGCUGUUGUAAUUUUUCAAACUUCAGGAUUCAGACGCAACUUCAAAUCUGUGCUGAACUUUAUACACGUGUUCUCUGCGAUUCAGGACCAAAAUUCUUUAAUGUUAAUUUCAGAUGAUGGCUAUGGAGAAAUCCUCAACGAUUUUCUUUUUUCAUCCUCCGAGCUUUGUUUUGUACAUGUAUUCAGAUGCCAUUUUAUAUGGGAUGUUGUAUUUAUAUACUGGGCCAAGCAUUUUUGACUUGAUCAUUUUUUUUAAAUUUUCUUGUAGUCCUUUUUUUCUUUUCUUACACAGUUGUUUGUCAGUAUGUCUGUGUCUGUCACAUUUCCUUCUCAGGCGAAGGGCUAGAGUUUAAAAAAAACACAACUUUUAUUUCUUUUUAUAUUUAAAUGUACACACUUUUGGACACUUAAAAGAGAGGAAACAGUUUGAUUAUUUUCUCAGUGUAUUUUUGUACAAAUCUAUAUAGAAAAUGGGGGAGUCAACAAUCGGUGUGUGUAGCCUACUAAUACAGCUGUAUUGGGUUUCCUAAUUUUAAGACCCCGGCUGGCUGGUUUUCAUGCUGCCUUCAAGUGCUCAUGGUAAGCUCGUAUAUACGAGUUUUUCUUGCCUGAUCAAAUGCUUUUGUAAGGAGAACCAGCAAAACAGACCAUACGACACUGUGGUGACCAUUAAUUAAUUUUGGAAAUUAAUGGCACCAAAACUACUUUUUACUGUAGUGACAGAGGAGAUAAUCUGAAUCAGGUUUGUAAUUGAUGUAUCAUUUACUAAUUUGGCAACGUUUGUGAGACUUUUACCAGCAAAUAUUGGCAAGACUUACUUUGAUGUUCCAAUUCCUUGACAUCCCCUAUUGUCACUUAGGCAUCAGAUGCUUAACCACCCAGUUAUAAGGAUACAAUUACGAUUUUCCCGACAGCACUUGAAAGCAGCACCAGUCUUUAUCAGCCUACCUUCUACGUUUACAGUGCCAGUCUGCAGGCUCCUUAAAGACACAGGAACGCAUUAUUUCUGGAGGCUAUUCCUGUGGACCAUGUGGUUUGAACAGCAUCACUCUCUUAAGCAGCCACUCCUUUUUGCAUUUCCUGUCUGAUAUCUUGCCUGUGACAACAAAUGAGGAGAUUGUAGCUUUAAAUUUGACUUAUUUCUUGAUGUUUUCAUUAAUUGAUGUCAAAAUUGCCAAUCAACCACUGGAUUGAACAGGCUAUCAAUAUAGCAAACAAACAACAAGGAUGAUAACAUCAAGCAUAUUCAAAUUUCUGACUUGAGUUCCGCAACACCUACUUGUACUGCGUUUCUCAUUGUAUUUGAAUAUAUAAUCUUUUCUACUUGUCGGCUAACUAUUAGCUAAUAAUUGUUUUAGUAUCUUUAUGGCAUGGUGAAUAGCAUUUGUAUUUCAGAUUCAGGUUAUUAGCUGUUGUGUUUUUCAGAAAAAAUGAAAAAAUGAGAAAACGAUGAAACGUGAACUCGAUCUUUGUAUAUUUGACUGUAUCAUAAAGCAAAAAGAUUGUGUGUUUAUGUACUUUGUUGCUAUCGAGGACAGGCACUGUCUAGAACUGCUAUCUUUUACACAUCCUUACUUACAUUUAAGGUGGUCAGUUCAGGACUCUUUUUUUUAUAUAUAUAUAAAAGCAUUUUAAAUAUAUUAACUUUAUUUUUCAUCCAUCCUGUGCAAUAUGCUGUGUAGAAUUAUCAUUUAUUGUCUCUAAUCAUGCCAUAAACAAAGGAACCACCCUUUUUUUGAGGCUCAGAGAAAGGGGGGAGAACUCAUGCCAGCUAAAUUGUGUCCAUUUACUGCCUGUCAGAUUGUUGAUAUAAACUUGUGUACAGAACUUUU